AGCAGCCUCGUCUGGCCGCACGCAACCCUCGGCCGCAGUUGAUGCAACACCUUGAUCGAGGCAACAGCGGCUGUCGAUACCGGUAUUCUGCAACGCCUUGCAAGACCAGCUCCCCGUGACUAGUGGAGACGAUGGGGGAAGAAAGUAAAGAUGAGCAAAUUAGCAACACAUCUCCAAAGGUGUACACCUUAGCGGAGAUUGCGGAGCAUAAAACAACAGAUUCGUGUUGGAUUGUGAUUCACGACAAAGUCUAUGAUGUAACCAAAUUUUUAGAUGAGCAUCCUGGAGGAGAGGAAGUGCUACUGGAGCAAGCAGGGAUGGACACCACAGAAAGCUUUGAGGAUGUUGGUCACUCUACUGAUGCUCGGGAGAUGAUGACAGACUAUUACCUUGGUGAACUAAGUGAGGAAGACAAGAAGCACACUCAAGAUAAGGGACCCAAAACCUGGGGAUAUGAUAAUAACGCCAAUCAGAGUGCAUGGAAGUCAUGGCUGGUACCUGUAGGCCUAGCAUGUCUUGCAUCAAUUGUCUACCGAAUGUAUGCCCUGCCGCAGUCUAGCUAAUGUCAAUGUUCAUGCCCCUUGAUCCAUCUGAAGUACAUUAGUCAUUGUCUCCUUGUUAUCCACAGUGGUUUUACUUUUAAUUUUUCACAAUAUCUCUUUGUCUCAUGUUCUUUUUCCUUCCUUUUCCAUGUCUUUGUCAAUAUGGUCAGUAGAGUCAAUCAUUUGUUUAAAGAUUGAAGUAUUUUGUAUUGUAUUUGUAUUGGGAAAAACACACACACACACACACACACACACACACACACACACACACACACACACACACACACACACACACACACACACACACACACACACACACACACACACACACACAGAUAUAUGCAAGGAACAUGUAUGUGUAUAUAAAUACACAUAGAUUUCCAUAUAGAAUGUACAAGUACAUUACAAAAACUUGGAAUCAAUCUGUUUAUUUGGCAUACUAUAGAGACCUAUCUUCCAAUAAUAUAAGUGAAUUUUAUGUCUGUCUUCAUUAUAUUUUAAUAUAUUCUAUUUAACUUUUUCUUUUUUCUUUUCUUUUUUUUAUACCAUACACGAGACAUUUUGGUAGUAACUAGUAUAACAUGCAUUAUCAAUAGAACUCGUACAUACAUGUACUUUGGCAAGGGGAAUUGUGAGCCUUUAUUCUUAGGUAAUACUCAGUCUCAUUGUAAAUUCAGAUGCCAUAAUUCAUGAACCAUUCCUUCUGGCAACUAACAAUCAGGCCGUGACUAAAUCUUAUUUUUACAGUGAAUUGUGAGAAUUGUGAUAAUAAGCCUUACAUAUAUCUGUUUGUGUUAAAGUGAUUGUUCUGUCACGUGUAUCAAGAUCAAUGUAAAAGUGUUCAUACUAAUACUAUCUUCAUUCCAUCAAAACUGGGAACAAUGUGAUCAGAAUCUGAUUUUUUCUUAUUUCCUUUAAAUGUAUUCCGAUUGCAGAAGUAUGUUUCGAUAUAUAUGGUGGCAUUUUGAUGGACAUACAAUGAAGUGCAUGUAAUUUUGCACAUGAGUAUUACAGACAUGUCCUUCAGAUGUGACAGAGUUCUGAUAGUUAUAUUUAUAUGUGAUGCCUCUAUGUUAUUUUGGAAAUGUUUUGUAACAGUAUAGUCACAAAUAAUCCAGUCCAUCCUGAUAUCUAUUAUUUUCUUUUCCUUUUUAUCUGUAUUCCCUAAUUUUAAUUACUCUAUGUGAAAUAGACAAAAUGUUACAGAGGAGUCUGGUGCUGCUGAACAUAAAAGAGUACAUUCAGAGGGAGAAUUCUAGCAAACAGAACAGCAUUAGAAAGGUGCUUAGGUAGUGUGGAGGGGAUAUUGCACAACAUAAAAAUGGUCAUGCCACUUGUGAGGUGAAUUUGAAGUCUUAGUUUGUUUUAUAUAUAGUGUAUAUUUUAUAUCUUUUAAAAAAACACAUAAUAUAACAUGAUAACUAGUAUAUAUUCUUGUACAUUUCCACUGCCUUGGACAUUGCUACAGCUGUUUGUGCUUGGCAAUAUUUAUUCUAGUUAUGAUAACUAUUUAAAUCUAGUAUUUACCUGCAGUCUUUUAUUUAUAUUAUUUUAUUUUAUUUUUUAUUUUUUUGCUGAGAAAAUUAUUACAAAAUUAUUUUCCUUUGAAUAUCACUAUACAUACAUUCAAAGAGUCUGAAACUGUACUGUUAGAUCAAUGGGAUAGACAGCUUAAAACUGUGAAUACUACAGAGGUUAGGGUGAGAAUGUGCACAUUUAUGUUAAAUAAAGUUGUAUCAUUGCAAAA
Molecule: messenger RNA, 2289 nt
Organism: Penaeus indicus
Lineage: Eukaryota; Metazoa; Arthropoda; Malacostraca; Decapoda; Penaeidae
Gene: Cyt-b5
Product: cytochrome b5-like
Exons: 4
Coding region: 132-563 (143 amino acids)
Cellular component (GO): intracellular membrane-bounded organelle; membrane
Molecular function (GO): heme binding
Source: RefSeq, a predicted model, not a curated record